This is a messenger RNA of Oreochromis niloticus (Nile tilapia), 7102 nucleotides long. Its product is annotated as KIAA0319-like ortholog. The transcript has 25 exons. The coding region runs from base 1134 to 4073 and encodes 979 amino acids. Gene Ontology annotation, biological process: neuron migration. The record is from RefSeq and is a predicted model, not a curated record. Lineage: Eukaryota; Metazoa; Chordata; Actinopteri; Cichliformes; Cichlidae. Gene Ontology annotation, cellular component: cytoplasmic vesicle; Golgi apparatus; membrane.
CAUAUCCAGGUUCUUAAAACUAUAUAGCUAUUUAGUUAGGAUUUUCGGUUUUACUUGCAGAUGUAACACGCUAAACUGCUCUGACUAACCAUCGCAUAACUGCUGUUUUCACUGCCUACUUUGUUUUGAAAAUCUCACCACCGGAACCCUUCGUGAAAGGCACUGUAUUGACAGUCAAGCACUCACUCACGGCAUAUCAGCUGUAUCAGCGAGAGGAGUACUGACCUAAUUUGGAGAGCAGGGGACAACAAGAGACUACACAUCGGAACGAGCAGCUGAAGAGAAAGUCUACCAUUUUCUGUUUGUCUGGAGGAAGCUGUGCGUGGGACAGAGAAAAGCUACAUCAGCCUGUCUGCGGAGAAGCCGAUGCAGAGCUGACUGCUCCUGCUGAGAGAGGAAGAGGAGGAAGAAACAAGUCAAAGGGAGAGAAUUUGCCAGAUGUAAGAGGAGGAGAGAGAGAGAAGGAGAAAGAGAGAGGGCGGGCGAGCGAGGGUUUCGGUGACAGAGAUCAUUGUUCUGGAACAAACCCCUCAUGGGUGAACUGGCCAUUAAAAAGUCAGUAAUGGCCAAGCUGUCAUCAGCCCAGGUGACCGUGUGCACCUGAGCGUUACUGCUGCAACACAGUGAAAGUCACCACGUGCCUCAGGGCAGCUGCUGCAUGUUUUUUUGUUUUUUUUUGUUUUUUUUUUAAAUCCACGCUGUCCAGGCUGCCGGAUCCUAACUGAAUCCUGCCCAUUUUCUGCACUGGAUCAUUUUCACCUGGAGCUUUUUCCCCUUUUGGGCGUUCACCAGGGAGAGAAAAAUAAGCAAAAGCGGGAUACGGAGCAGUUUGGAUAUUUGGACAGACUGAGCCGGUGACUACAGCAGAGAAAGAGACUGCUCGGUGCUCCAGUGUCACGUGCAGGAAUGCAGAUUUGAAUAAGGAAUCAGACCAGCAAUACAGCCUAGUGUUGGAGCAGCUGAGCCUGUGAAGGCCCCUGAGGCGGCCAUGUUGGAUCUCUUCGUCAGAGUGCUGGUGUUGGCCCGUCUUCACCUGUCACCUCACAGCACCUUGCUGCCAACCUAACUCCUCACUCCUUUCUUCCUUCACCUUUCUUCCACUGCUGGAUUGGGGGAAAAGGUCCUUGUAGAAAAUGUCCUAUGCACACCACAAGCUGCUCACCUGGUGUUUACCUCACCUCCUCCUCCUACCGCUGACCUACCUCUGGCUCCUGGCUCUUCCCACAGGUGUGUCAGCAAAUCACUGCCGGGUCACCGGUGGAGUUCUGGGCAUCCAUUGGAGCAGCAUCAUAAGCCUGGGCUGGUACCCUCUGGCAGAUGGGAGAGCCGGAGCGAGGUGUUGGGAGUUCUGCUGCCUGGAGCCAAAGUGCAAUGCUGUUUGGAGUCUCGGCGGUCGCUGUGUGUUUCUUAGCUGCUCGCGUGAAGGAGGCUGCCCCAUCUCCAUCCUGCCUCAGCCCCACGAGGAGUCCCUCGGUCUCCUGCAGCUGCUCUCCAAGGUCCCUGUCAGUGUGAGGCGGAGAGCGAUUCGCCGUGCACCACCUACAGGAAGCCACAGAAUACACAAAAGACUCCAUAUCCGCUCGGGAAGCUCCAACACAGAUGCAGCUCAGCCAACAUCAGCAGCACCCAGCACCAUCGCUUUCAUCCAAGUCACCCAAAAGAACAUCAGCCAGAUAAUGAACGGGAGUUCAGGCAUGCCUCCUGCUCCGUCGCUGCAGAACUCAACAAUCAACGGCGCCGUUGAUGCUGCUGCGCCGUCUUCCAAUGACAGCGAUGUCAGCACGCCCACAGCAGCUUCUUCGACCAUCAACACAACCCCGACACAGCCCGUGAGGGAGCUGGUGGUAUCAGCAGGAGAGAGUGUGGAGGUAACGCUGCCCCGCAGUGAGGUCGAACUUAACGCCUUUGUGGUCCCAACGCCCCCAAAUGGGACAAACUAUGCAUUUGACUGGCGUCUAAAAACUCAUCCCAAAGAUUACAGCGGGGAGAUGGAGGGGAAGCACAGCAAAACUCUGAAACUCAGCAAGCUGACCGUGGGCCUGUACGAGUUUGAGGUGACAGUGGAUGGGGAGGGCGCCCACGGAGAAGGUUACGUUAAUGUUACAGUCAAACCAGAGCCACGGGUAAACAAGCCUCCUGUUGCCGUAGUUUCCCCAAAGUUCCAGGAGAUCUCCUUGCCAACCAGCUCUACGGUGAUAGACGGCAGCCAGAGCACUGAUGAUGACAAGGUGGUGGCGUGGCACUGGGAAGAGGUCAAAGGCCCUCUGAGGGAGGAGAAGGUCUCUGCUGACACCCCCGUACUCACCCUCACCAGCCUUGUGCCUGGGAACUACACAUUUAGUUUGACAGUAACUGACUCAGACGGCGCUACAAACUCGACGCAGGCCACGCUCUCCGUCAACAAAGCCAAGGACUAUCGACCUGUGGCCAACGCUGGCCCAAACCAGGUCAUCCAGUUACCACGCAACUCCAUCACUCUGAAUGGCAACCAAAGCACUGACGACCACGAUUCCCUGUCCUAUGAGUGGUCCCUCAGCCCAGAGAGCAAAGACAAAGUGGUGGAGAUGCAGGGUGUACGGACACCCAUCCUACAGUUGUCGGCAAUGCAAGAGGGAGACUACACCUUCCAGCUGACUGUGACGGACUCAGCUGGACAACAGGACACUUCUCAGGUCACCGUCAUCGUGCAGCCAGAAAAUAAUAAACCACCAGUAGCAGAUGCGGGACCUGAGAAAGAGCUGACGCUGCCAAUGGAUCACACCACACUGUAUGGCAAUAAGAGCCACGAUGACCAGAAGAUAGCCACCUAUCACUGGACAAAGACCAGUGGUCCCGAUGGUGUGAAGAUUGAAAAUGCAGACAGCGCCGUUGCCACGGUGACAGGUCUCAAGGUCGGCACAUACGAGUUUACCCUGACAGUAACUGAUGAUAGGAAGCUGGAGAGCAGCGACACUGUCAUGGUCAUCGUUAAGGAAGAAAAGGACCAACCGCCAGUGGCUCAUGUUGUGUCGAGUCCACCCAUCUCUCUGCCUGUCAGGACUGCCACUUUGGAUGGAUCUCAGUCCACUGAUGACAAAGGUGGACUCAGCUACCUGUGGACCAGAGAAGACACCAGUCCGGCUGCUGGGGAUGUCCUGAACAACUCCGACCACCAGGCAGUGCUGUUUCUUGGAAACCUGGUGGAGGGCAAAUACAGCUUCAUCCUGACUGUAACUGACAGCAAAGGACAAAGCAGCAAGGGGAGGGGCACAGUGGAGGUCAAACCAGACGUGCGGGAGCGUGACCUGGUGGAACUGGUGUUGGAGGUCUCCGUAUCGCAGGUGUCCCAACGUCAGCGCGACAUGCUGCUGCGACAGGUUGGGGUUUUACUGGGUGUGCUCGACAGCGACAUCAUUGUGCGAGAGAUCAGUGCGUUUAAUGAGCACAGUACUCGUUUGGUCUUCCUGGUGUCCGGCGGCCCAGGGCGCCCUCCGCUGUCUGGCCGUAAUGUUGCACUCGGCCUGCGCAACAAACUGCGUAAACAGAAGAAUGACUUCCUCAUCUUCAAGGCCCGACGAGUGGAUACAGUCAUCUGCCAGCUGAACUGCUCCGGCCACGGCGAGUGUGACUCAUUCACACGGCGCUGCGUCUGUCAGCCUUUCUGGAUGGAGAAUUUUAUCAGAGCUCAGUUCGGAGACGCAGAGAGCAACUGUGAGUGGAGCGUGCUCUAUGUGACGAUAGCAUCCUUUAUGAUUGUGGUUGCUGCGGCAACAUUUGUAUGGGGGAUAGUUUGUUGCUGCAAAAGGCGUAAGAGCAAAGUGCGCAGGAGUAAAAGUCGAUACAAAAUGCUAGAAGCUGACGAGCAGGACUGUUUGGAGCUGCAACUGCCAAGAGCUGCACGCCUGAAGCCUGUUCCCGCUCCCACUUCCUCUGCCCUCAUGCACUCGGACUCUGACCUGGACAGUGACGAAGGGCAGGGCGGGAUCCCGUGGACGGAUCAGGAGCGCGGGCAGCUUCUGAGGCCUCAGAACGGCUCCCUGAGGAACGGCCAGGGGCCGGUGAGGGCCAAGAAGCAGAGAGAGGAGCGGCUAUAGCAAGAGAGGAGGGGGGAGCUCACAGCUGCCCUCACACAGCUCUUCCCCUUCACGCCUCCUCUUUCCCCUUCGUUGGUCUUCAACACAAAAACCUCACACUUCUCCUCCGUGAAGACAAACUGGGAAAUAGCCGAGUUGGAAGAGGGAGAGAGGAGGAGAUGCUGGAACCGUGUUGUCACACUGUCACAGAAAAAACACCACGAUACUGAAGCUUCCCUGCACCCACACUGAGCCAGAACGACGUGAAAAAGAAACUGCCAUUACACUGAGAACCAGGGGUGAGCACUGUGUUUUGAAUGAUAUAAAAUAUUAAUUAGACCCCUAUUAUUUAACACAGAGACAUAAAGAAUGUAGUGCUGCCCCUCUCCUGCUGCUGGUUUAUAAAGGUUGGGAGACUGUGUGAGAGGAAGUAACUCGAGUGACUUUUUAAGAUGAGGAAAAACAAAACUGCUUCAGUGACACGAAAACCAGCCACCUGACACGCUCACACCUUGCCUCUUGUAGACACGCAUGUACAAACACGUUGUAUUCACGCCGUUUCAGGUCGACCUGAUGCUACCAAACACUGCCAUUUUUAAAUUAAUGGUUAACUUUGCUCUGAUUGUUUCUGUUCAUCUGAAGCAGGACGGAGAGGAAAAAAAAACAACAACAACAACAACAACAACCAAAACUGAUCUGAGCUGCCAACGGCUUGGAGAAACCACCUCAGAAAAUAUUUUAAAUAAUUUAUGUGCAUGAAGAGCGACAGAUUGCAGCUCUGGUACAACCUGAUACGAUUGGCUGCAUGUUUGUAUGUCAGGUGUAUGUGUGGAUUUCUGUGGCUGCUGUGCCAAAAGAUGUUUCCUCAGAGCAGUUUGUAUGCUUUUUUUUUUUCUUUCUUUUUUUUAUGUUUUUUAUGAACCCACAGAAGAGUCACAGUGUUGUCAGGUUUUAUUCUGAAGGCUUCUCUGUGGAUUAAAUUACUGGAGUACACAACUGUAACAAAGGUGGUCUCAGCAGGGAAGGCAGUUGGGAGAAAGAUGAAGAACAGGAGAUGGAAGGACGGAACGCUGCUUCCUCAUCACCCUGAAGCCCUGAAGACCACAGAGUUUUUGUUACUGUUUUUACAAACAACCUUUUGGCUGUGAUUAGACAUGGAUGCACUUUGAUUUUAAUGUCUGCUGUCUCACUUUGUCUCUUGUUGGUUUAAAAAAAAAAAAGGGAGAGGGUUUGUAUGUGACGGUUGAAAGUUGGGAGGUUCAGCCAUAAACGCAGGAGGAAGAACGUCCAUCAAAGUUAUCCAGUGAAGAAAGAUAAUCAGACAGUGUUAACAAUUUUAAGUUCAUUCAGUCUGUGGUCAUAUCGCUGAGAUAUUUCUCAUAAAGAGCCAGAGGAGGCACAGCACUGGGAUAUGGACAGAAGUCAGUAAUGUAAUUCUCCAUGUUUUAGGGUGUGUAUUUUAUUUUAUUUUAUUUUAUUUUUUAAUCCUGGGAAUAAUUUUGCAGUUUCUGUGAGAUUAUAGCAGCCAGUCGUGUUUUAUUUGCUUCUAAAGAGGACAAGCAUGCCUUUUUUACUGUUCCUUUUUUAACAAACUGAAUGUUUAAAUCCAUCAAAAAGCCAAGUCACAAUUCACAAUAUCGUUUUUCUGGAUUUAAUGGUAUUCAUCCUCUUCGGUCUGACCAUUAAAAGAUCUUCUUUUAAAGUGAUUUUGAUGUUAUGAAGUUGGAGUAAAAGUCCACAGGCCCUGUGCUGUGCAAAAACACAGAUCAGUGUUUUUUAGCAAGGUUAAAAAAGUUAAAUCAGUUUAUUUCUUUCAAAGUUUAAAUUUUUUAAUUAUAGUCAACUCUGUGUUUUUUGAACAGUGUCAUUAUUAGGCAUACAGAAACAUUAAGGGUUUGUACUAUAAUGGUUGUAAAAUUAAGAUAUCUUAAAGUUGAUGGAGGGUUAAAUUUGGAUGGGAGCUGCAGAUUUCAAGCUGACUCGAAUGUGAGGAAAAUCUUUGAAACGGUUGAUCAGAAAAGUUAAAAUAGGUUUUCUAUUUUCGAAUGUAAACUUCAUUUAAGUAUAGGAGUGAGCUGCGCAUCCGAUCGGAGAUAAAACUGUACUAAAUCCCGAAAACAAAUUAUUUCUUCCCACGGACAGGACAUGAGCAGGAGGUUAAUCUGAAGGAUGUUUGCGUACGCUUUGAGCAGAUUACCAGAAAUAAACCACAAACGGGGCCCAGCAGGAAGGCUUUGUUUGUUCAUCAGCAGUAAUCUGAGGUGUUUCUCGGCUGGACCGUACCGACAGACAAACUUUAGCAGAACGACUCUCCCAAUGUAUCAUCUCACAGUGUGAUUGCUUUGCAUGCAGAAUGUGAAACUGACCCCUGUAUGUCCUCAUCUGGAGGCACACUUUUCUAUGUUUGUUGCUGAAUGUUAAAAGGGUACAUCAUUGAUUCAGUUCAGCUUGUACUCUGUGCGAAAUAAGCUGGGGUUUGUUUUGUUUUUUUCUCAAAUUACUGCAAAAAGUCAUCUCUUGCCGAUGUUGGAUCUGCUGCACUAAAUGUGUUUUAUUCGCACUUGCUGAAUUUAUCGGGCCAUCUUUUUUUGCCCUCCUGUGGGAGGCAAAUUAAAAUCAAGCACACCCAAGUGCCAACAACAUCAAACCACUGAAAUAAUCUCAUAUUGUCUUCAUGUUUUGUUUUUUCUUUUUUUUCUUUUUUUAGCCAAAUUGUUCUGAUGGACUCAUCUUUUUUUGGUCUCCCAAAGCUCCUUUUACAGUUAAAAGGAGGACACAAAAAUGUUGCAUUUCUUCUGUUACGUUUGGGAUUUGUUUAGAUGCAAGUGAACUGACCUCGACUCCAAGAGUCCACUGUGAAGGCAGAGAUAAAUGAGGAGAAACUGUUAAAUGAAAGGGGUGUAAUUGUUUGUUUUUGUUUGUUUGUUUGUUUUUUGUUUUUAGUAUUUUAAUAUUAAUAAAGUUUUAGUGAAGGAUGACCCCUUUUGUUCUGUGAUCCUGCUGAUGCAACUGGAUAAUGUGUAAAUUAAAAUUAAAAAACAAAAAAACAG